Molecule: messenger RNA, 3543 nt
Organism: Daphnia magna
Lineage: Eukaryota; Metazoa; Arthropoda; Branchiopoda; Diplostraca; Daphniidae
Molecular function (GO): growth factor activity
Source: RefSeq, a predicted model, not a curated record
UACCUUCAGCUCAGUCCUAGUUGAAACAGCGUUCAAGACGGACGUCGACUAACCGUUCAAAAAAAAAGGGAACAGAGUUCUGUUCGCUUCACAUUCGACUACAGUUGGUAUACAGAUCGAAACUACCUCGUUUUCAGUCCUUAAACUUACUCAAUCGAAACAGCCAUCCAAUCUCGUUUUUGAAGUGCCAAAGUCCGCUUCAGGAUUAACGAAAAGUUAAAGAACCAAAGUGCCGGCCCAUUAUUUCAGUGCAAAAUCAGAAAUCGAAAGGAACAGAAACGAAAUUUACAACAAAAAACACCCCCUAUAAAAACGAUCGGAGAAAUUUUUCUUUUUUUAAAAGUUUGAUUUGAAUUUCAAGUUUGGCGCCAUGACUUGGAUCAGCUUGGAUGGUUUGGCGUGAACUGGAUGAGCGGUCAUGAUCCCGGUUGUUGGACGUCGGAUGAACUUGCUGCUGGCGUCGUCGCCGUCGUUGUCGGUCGAGCCGCUGCUUCCGCCGCCGCCAUCACCGCCGCCCAUGUGGAUUCAUACGUGCAGUUGUGUUCAAAGUUGUUUCCCCUGUUCUCGUCUUCCUUCCGACUCGUCUCGCAAUUGUUCCAAUCGCGCUCCGCCAACCGGAGCGACGUCCACCGCUUGUUGGCUUCUACGCUCCAUCGACAGUCUACUCGGCUCGGCAUCGUCACCGUUUCCACAUCGACACCAAGGUAUCGGCCUGGAAUCCUCAUGCCGACUGGAUAGCGCCACAUGUUCAUUCAGAGGAUACUGAGAAACGCCGUCCUAGCGUUAUUACUUUUCCUGAUGGUGGCGAAUUGCGCACCAAGCAGGCCGCGGGAGGACGCCGGCCGAGUGCCCGGAAAUCCAGCAUCAUACCUGCCAUCCGUCGUUAGUAGCAACAGUGGUAGCGGUAGUAUUAAAAGCGGACACAGGAGAAAGGCGGGGCCGAUUUCUUCCGCAAAAGGAAAUGCAACUGCUUCUGACCGAACCGACCCCGCCGCCUUCAUCGUUAAAGAUCAUCCGCCCAACGAAAUCACCGGAUUGCAGAGGGUCUACAGAUGGAGCACGGCUUGCUCGUCGCUCCGUUCCGGCGGCGAUCUGUUGCGUCUCCUGCCCAAUGGAACUGUCGACGCUCGCGGCGGUCCCACUGACCCAGACACCGAUAUCGAAUUGUCUUCAGUUGGUCCCGACGGCAAAAUCUACAUCAUCUCAAAAUCGAGAAAGCUUUACCUCUGCUUCACCAAGAAGGGCAAACUCGUCACCAGGGAAAAGCCUGGAGGAGACAAGACGCUUUGCCAAUUCUACGAGACGUUACGGCAGGGCAACAGGCGCUUCGUCAGCGUCUACCGUCGCCAUCAUCACCACAAGCAGCCACGCAAAAUCUCGCAGCACCAUGUUCCAUGGCCGGUGCCGUUGCCCGGCUUACAGGAUAGGAGCUGGAAAGAUGGAAACCCUUCGUUACCACCUGCCAAUGGCCAGGGCGUAGGAUUGCCCGAUGGCCAGUUGCACGCAGACGACUGGCAGGUCGGUUUCGGCCGAUCGGGCGAGUCUCUCAAAGGCUCUGCCUGGCGCAAUUCCAAGCAUCGCAACUGCUUUGACCUGGUCGAGCAUAUCGACCACGUUCGUCCGUCGGUUGUCGAUCAAGUGUCGCCCGUUGGAAGCAAUCAAAUGUCACUGAUCUUUCAAAGUGAAAACAGUGUGCCAGAGCGAUCGAGUACUGCUGUUGGCGUCGAUAAACCCAAAAAGAUAUCGACCAGCAGUCCGGCACGUAAAAACAACAAGGCCAGCCAUCACGAGAGGAGUCCAGCCAAGGACAGGGACGCUGGCAAUAGUGGUAGUGUUGGUGGUGUCAGUAAAAACAGUGCGGGACGGACAGCCGUCAAUCACAAAAAUGUUGCCGCGUCGAGUAAUGGCUGGAAAUCGGGUCUCAGAGAGGGUGGAGCUGGCAGACGGAACAAGAUCAACCACCACUCGUCGGGCAGUAGCGGCAGCCAGAAACAUGGGGCCGCUGUCGCCGGUGAGGAACACGGGCGAGCAGCGCGUCCGAGAAGCGGCAAAACGAAAGCGAAAGGCGUGAGCGCCAAAUCGGCUGGCGAAGGCAAGUCGCAUCCGGCGGAGACGGAACUGUUUGCGCCCGUCGAGUUUUGGAAGAACACGUUGCUGCUCGAUGAUGAGAAAUACAACGACGCCGUCAUUACACCCGCCGCCCCAGCUGCCAUGACCAACGUGGAUUUCGAUUCUUACCUGGCCGAAACGGAGCGACUUUUAGCUCAUCCGCAGGAAGUGAUUGGCGGUGGUGGUGAAGAGGGUGAAGCUACUGCCGCAUCUGUUGUUGAAUAUGCUCCGGCUCCAUCGACUUCUUCUUCCUCUCCUGUUCAGCGUUCCGCUUUCAUCCAGCGCGACUCGGGCGGAUGGGAAGAGGUGAUUAUUAAUCAGUCGGAUGCUUCACGUCCAGCCGCUAACGUGCCGCCAUCGAAUCUGCGACAACACGAUGAGAUGUUGGUUAUUGACGAUCGUGCCGAUGUGUGGCAGACGCAAAUGAAAUGGAACAACAAUGAGAAGGAACAGUAAGAUCACAUUGUUGCCCGUGACAAGAACUGCAAAACAAAAGACUCUGCUGCUGCUGAAUUAUUUUUUUUUUAAAUUCUACUCGUUCCCGCGCGAUUUUUCGUAUAUAAAUACAUAAAUGUUUGUGUGUGUGUUUGUUUUGUUUUUUUUUGUACCCAACUAUUAUACCCUCGGAAUUUUACAUAUAAUAAUCCGCCGCCAAAGUCCCUUCUCUUUUUGAAAAAAAUGUUUGUAACUUUUUUCUGUUCCCUCAUUCCCGAUUUUUACUAUAACUAUUGCGACAUUCUGAACGCUCCCAACACACGUAUUUUUUGUACAUUGCCCUAUAGUUUGAAAUUGUUUUGACCUUUCAACUACAUCCUCACAGCUCCGCCGCUCAACUUCAUUUUCUUUUUAACGCCGAGAUUAGCUCUCUCUCUCUGUCUCUCUCUCUCGACUCUUUCCCGUUCAUACACUAACUCUCCUGUCCCUUCCAAAUACUAAAGUAUAUAUUUGAAUGUGAACGUCGUGCCAAUAUGUCCUUUUCAAAAUUCGUUUUAUUAUUGUACUCCUCUGCCCUUGAAUGUUUGUAUUGAUAUUGCCAUACUAUAUACCGCCACCGGGUCGAGUCACGUGACAGUCUUUAAAGAAAAACAAAGAAAAACAAAGAAAAACAAGCAAAAAAAAAACAACAACAACAACCAACAAUGUUGCUCUCUCUCCCUAUCUCUCUCUCUAUUCCGAUCAUCGGUGCCAGAUCUGCUUUCCCUUUCAUUAAAACAAAAAACAAAAAAAUCUUAUUUACAUUUGUACAUUAUUUCAUGAUUGUGUUUCUCUGCAUCUCUCCGUUUGUCUCUUAACUAUUUCAUCUCUGCAAAUGCGCAAUGUUUGCCCGUGUAAUGUCUGUACAGCCCUAUCGCAGUGUGCUACUACUGUACUACUAUUACCUACAUGGCCCCUUCCAUCAUUUCAACACGAAUAAAAAAAAUAAUAAUAAAUCAA